AUGAACGUAUUUCUGCAUUACUCACAAAUCACAUUGCUUUUAAUCAUCUUCCUUUCAAUAAUCUCCCUCUUCAAAUUUGUUUCUUGCGAUUCCAAAACUCAGACGUACCCACUUCACUACAUCCACCAUUACUGUUCCGACCAAUAUGUUCACGCUAAGAACAAGGGGUUCCACGACAAUGUCAACUUCCUUCUCUCCGAUCUCACCUCCAAAUCUUCUAAAUCCAGCUUCUACAACUCCACGGCCGGAGACAAAAACGACGAAAAGGUGAACGGCCUUUUCCUCUGUCGAGGCGACGUUGACUCCCAAGUUUGCCACAACUGCAUAGACAAUGCAGCCAAAACACUCCGGGACAACUGCACAGACUCCCUAGACACCACCGUGUAUUAUGAGGAGUGCAUGUUGCGAUAUUCAAAUCGUUCCAUUUUCGCCACAGAGCAGGAGCUUCCAUUUCGAUAUUGGUGCAGCGUGAACAUGGUUUCCGACAAGGUCGCCGAUCAGUUCAAUCAGAGUGUAUCCAAGUUGAUGGGGUGGCUUGUGGAUAAGGCCGCGUUUGGUAAUACAACACCCAUGUAUUUCUCGACCGGGGAAGAAAAUACGAAAACCGGUGGUAGCGGUACGUCGUGGUUGCAUGGCUUGAUGCAAUGCACUCCUGAUAUAAAUCAAACUGAUUGCCAGAAAUGUUUGAAGGCGGCUACCGGCAGUUACCAGGAGGUCUGCGCCGGAAGAAUGUGGGCGAUGAUUUUCGCUCCUAGUUGUCAGUUACGGUAUACUAUAAGCGCUUUUAUGAAGUCUGAGAGACCCCCAAAGAGUGCUGGUGAUGGACGAAGGGAGAAAUACAGACCAUACGUUGCUGUUGUAGCAGUGAUGCUUUUGUCCACGAUGUUUGUUGUACGUGCAUGA
This is a messenger RNA of Argentina anserina (silverweed cinquefoil), 903 nucleotides long. RefSeq names its product cysteine-rich repeat secretory protein 58-like. The record is from RefSeq and is a predicted model, not a curated record. The transcript has 2 exons. Lineage: Eukaryota; Viridiplantae; Streptophyta; Magnoliopsida; Rosales; Rosaceae. Bases 1 to 903 code for a protein of 300 amino acids.